Molecule: messenger RNA, 768 nt
Organism: Tribolium castaneum (red flour beetle)
Lineage: Eukaryota; Metazoa; Arthropoda; Insecta; Coleoptera; Tenebrionidae
Product: retinol dehydrogenase 13
Exons: 2
Source: RefSeq, a predicted model, not a curated record
UUAUUGUUGCCUUUCUUUUGGCGAAAAUUUGAUUUCGCCAAACGAGGAGCCCGGAUCAUCCUAGCUUGCCGUGACAAAAACCGCGCCGAAAAGGCCCGCCUUCGCAUCAUCAACGAGACCGGAAACGAAAAUAUCCACGUCAAAAUAAUCGAUUUGGGGUCAUUUGAGUCGGUCAAAAAUUUCGCAAAAAAAAUCAGUGAAAGUGAGAAUCGGCUGGACAUUUUGGUCAACAAUGCGGGGGUUUUGGCACAAGGGCACAAAACCACCCCGAACGGACACCCCCUUAUCAUGCAAGUCAACUACUACUCUGCUUUCCUUCUGACGAAGUUAUUGCUAGAUUUGUUGAAAAAGACCAAAAGUCGCGUCGUCAAUGUUUCGUCAAACGGUGCCGGAAUGGCCUUAUUAUUCAACUUGUCGAAGCUGAACCGACACAUGACCGACGGUGUUGACUAUUUUAACUCCAAAUUGUGCAACGUCUUGUUCACACAAGAACUGGCGAAAAAACUGGACGGGACCCAAGUCACCGCCUACUCCGACCACCCUGGAAUCACAAAAACGCAAAUUUUCGAAACCACGCCCACAAGCUCUUGGCCAAAAACACCCAUUUAUUUAAGACUAGCGAAGAGGGGGCCCAAAGUGUGGUUUAUUGCUCAGUUGCCAAAAACCUGGAGCCGUUCAGCGGCCACCACUUUGUCGAUUGCCGCAAAAUUCGGCCCUAUUUUACGGCAAGGGGCCGAAAACUGUGGCAACGGACCGAAGCGAUUCUAA